Molecule: messenger RNA, 9205 nt
Organism: Caretta caretta (loggerhead turtle)
Lineage: Eukaryota; Metazoa; Chordata; Testudines; Cheloniidae
Source: RefSeq, a predicted model, not a curated record
CUCACUUCCGCUGGGCCGGCGGCAGCUGCAGAGACCGAGGCCCGGGCCGCGCGGAGGGAGCGGCCGGAGCCCGAGAGCAGACCCGCGACUGGGCACUUGGCAUUGGCUGCUGUUGGAAGACAGGAUACUGGGCUAGAUGAACCUUUGGUCUGACCCAAUACUACCAUUCUUAUGAGACCGAGACGCACUACAAACCAGGGACCAAAAUGACAGACUCCAAGUACUUCACCACCACAAAGAAAGGGGAGAUCUUUGAGUUGAAGGCAGAGUUGAACAGUGACAAGAAGGAGAAGAAGAAAGAGGCAGUGAAGAAGGUGAUCGCAUCCAUGACCGUUGGCAAAGAUGUCAGUGCACUCUUCCCAGAUGUGGUGAACUGUAUGCAGACCGAUAACCUAGAGCUGAAGAAGCUGGUCUACCUGUACCUGAUGAAUUAUGCCAAGAGCCAGCCAGACAUGGCCAUUAUGGCUGUCAACACCUUCGUAAAGGACUGUGAGGAUCCCAACCCUCUGAUCCGGGCUCUGGCUGUGCGGACAAUGGGCUGCAUCCGGGUGGAUAAGAUAACAGAGUAUCUCUGUGAGCCCCUGAGGAAGUGUCUGAAGGAUGAGGACCCCUAUGUGCGCAAGACAGCAGCAGUCUGUGUUGCAAAGCUUCAUGACAUCAAUGCUCAGCUUGUGGAGGACCAAGGUUUCCUGGACACACUGAAGGACCUCAUCUCGGAUUCCAACCCUAUGGUGGUGGCUAAUGCAGUAGCAGCCCUUUCGGAAAUAGCAGAGUCUCACCCAAGCAGUAACCUGCUGGACCUGAACCCUCAAUCUAUUAACAAGCUGCUGACGGCCCUGAAUGAGUGCACUGAGUGGGGCCAGAUCUUUAUCCUGGACUGUCUGGCUAACUACAUGCCCAAGGAUGACCGGGAGGCACAGAGCAUCUGUGAACGGGUGACGCCCCGGCUGUCCCAUGCCAACUCUGCUGUGGUCCUGUCAGCAGUGAAAGUGCUGAUGAAGUUCAUGGAGAUGCUGUCAAAGGACCUGGAUUAUUAUGGCACCCUGCUGAAGAAGUUGGCUCCUCCUCUGGUCACGCUGCUCUCAGCGGAGCCUGAGCUGCAGUACGUGGCUCUCCGCAACAUCAACCUCAUUGUGCAGAAGAGGCCUGAAAUCCUGAAGCAUGAGAUGAAAGUGUUUUUUGUGAAGUACAAUGACCCCAUCUACGUAAAACUGGAGAAACUGGACAUCAUGAUCCGUCUGGCUUCCCAGGCCAACAUUGCUCAGGUGCUUGCUGAGCUGAAGGAGUAUGCAACAGAAGUGGAUGUGGACUUUGUGAGGAAGGCAGUCCGAGCCAUCGGCCGCUGUGCCAUCAAGGUUGAGCAAUCAGCGGAGCGCUGCGUCAGCACGCUGCUCGACCUAAUCCAGACCAAAGUCAACUAUGUGGUGCAAGAAGCCAUUGUGGUUAUCAAGGACAUCUUCCGCAAGUACCCGAACAAGUACGAGAGCGUGAUUGCUACCCUGUGUGAGAAUCUGGACUCCCUCGAUGAGCCCGAGGCCCGGGCUGCCAUGAUUUGGAUUGUGGGAGAAUAUGCUGAGCGAAUUGACAACGCAGAUGAGCUACUGGAGAGCUUUCUGGAGGGCUUCCAUGAUGAGAGCACUCAGGUCCAGCUGCAGCUGCUGACUGCCAUUGUGAAGCUCUUCCUAAAGAAGCCCACUGAGACCCAGGAGCUGGUGCAGCAGGUGCUGAGCCUGGCUACUCAGGACUCUGAUAAUCCAGACCUGCGGGACCGUGGCUACAUCUACUGGCGUCUGCUCUCCACUGAUCCUGUAGCUGCCAAGGAAGUGGUGCUGGCAGAGAAGCCCCUCAUCUCCGAGGAGACGGAUCUGAUUGAGCCGACCCUGCUGGAUGAGCUGAUCUGUUACAUUGGCACGCUGGCCUCUGUCUAUCAUAAGCCUCCCAGUGCCUUCGUGGAGGGGAGCAGAGGCAUUGCGCACAAGAGCUUGCCUCCGCGGACAGGGUCGAGUGAAAGUGCAGAGAGCCCUGAUGCAGCCCCAUCAGGAGCCCCACCUUCAGAACAACCAGCUGUCAUCCCAACUCAGGGUGACCUCCUUGGUGACCUUCUGAACCUUGACCUGGGCCCUCCAGUGAGCGGACCUCCUGUUGCUACAUCCUCUGUGCAGAUGGGGGCUGUGGAUCUUCUUGGAGGUGGCUUGGACAGCUUGAUGGGGGACGAGUCUGAAGGGCUGAGAAGCGAUGUAGGAGGCAGUCCUGCAAUGAGUGGUACUACCUUUACAGCUCCCAGCACGGUGAUGCCUGCAAACCUCGGGCCGCCCCCCAGCAGUGGCUUGGGAGACCUCUUUGAUCUGGCCGGUGGCGUGGGCACACUGUCAGGAUCCCAUGUGGCACCCAAAACUGUCUGGCUCCCAGCCAUGAAGGCCAAGGGCCUGGAGAUUUCUGGCACAUUCAGCCGCCAGGUGGGCGCCAUCUCCAUGGAUCUCUUACUAACUAACAAGGCCUUGCAGGUCAUGUCUGACUUUGCCAUCCAGUUCAACCGUAACAGCUUCGGCCUGGCACCAGCUGCUCCUCUUCAGAUCCACGCCCCUCUUGCUCCCAACCAGACUGUGGAGAUCUCCCUCCCUCUGAACACAGUUGGCUCUGUCAUGAAGAUGGAUCCUCUCAACAACCUCCAGGUUGCAGUGAAGAACAACAUUGAUGUGUUCUACUUCAGCACCUUGUACCCACUGCACAUCCUCUUUGUGGAAGAUGGGAAGAUGGAGCGGCAGAUGUUCCUGGCCACCUGGAAGGACAUUCCAAAUGAGAAUGAAGCCCAGUUCCACAUCAAAGAUUGUCCUCUCAGUGCAGAUGCUGUUAGCAGCAAGCUUCAAGGCAGCAACAUCUUCACCGUUGCCAAGAGGAACGUAGAGGGCCAAGACAUGCUGUACCAAUCUCUCAAACUGACCAAUGGGAUCUGGGUCCUGGCAGAGCUACGAAUCCAACCCGGCAGUCCCAGUUUCGCUCUGUCUCUGAAGUGCCGAGCGCCCGAGGUAUCCCAGUAUGUUUACCAAGCAUAUGAAACCAUUCUGAAGAACUGAGGCACCCUCCUCCUCCUCCUCUCUCUCCCCCCGCAUCCCAGAUGAGGAAAUGGGGACCAGAACCUGUGGGCAUGUUUCUUCUUGACCUUGGAAGGAACAAAUGCAAGAUCAAGAUACUCUGGAAACUUCAAACUGGCGUCCCCCGACGCUGAAAAUGGUGUGAGCGGCAGUGCCUAGCAUUCCAUCUUCAGCUCUCUGGGGAUGGGGUGGGAAGACGGGGGGCAGGGGGAGGGAUCUUGUUGCAAUUCAAUGCAUCAGUGGAGAAUUUUUUCAUGUGAAGUAAUGCAGUGUCCUCUUUGCUGAUGUUUCCCCUUUAAGAGCCCUGUUUUUUGCCCUUGUACUCUUACUGAAAUUAAGAGCGUGCGUGAGACUCUGGGUGGGAAGGCAGUGCCCACUGAGUCUCAUUACUAUCUUCAAAUCCAUCUCCCCUGACCUUCCCAGACAAAUAAAUGAAUUGACACUUUGGUGCUUAAAUAUGGCUUGUGCUACAUCGCCAAGCCCAGCCCUGGGAAGUCAGUGGUGAUGAGUCUCUUGCAUUUGAACGCAUGUAUUGUCUGGUGAAGAAUUCAUUGCUAAUAACCCCUCUUCUGAUGGGAUAGCUAUGCUGAAGCACUGCUUCUUCCUCCUCCUUCCAUGGUGACUUGUUGUUUGGGGUGGAUUUGCUUCCAGUCCUGCUUGGGAAAAAUCCAGAAGCAUCACUUGUGCUGAUCUGUGCUUAAUGUGCCUCUGAGCCUCCCUUAUUUCUAGGAGUGGACAAUAAAAAGGGACUCUUUGCUGAAGCUUGGCACAAGUUCUCAGCCUGGGGGGGAUUGUGGGAAUUUGGGGGCAGGGGGUGGUGUAACAGGAGUAGGAAACGAUUUGGGGCUCUUUGUCUCCGCAGAUCGAGUUUUUUGUAACUUGCCGAAAGCUUUGUGUCUGCAGAGUGGACCGCUUCAAAGGCAGCUUGCUAAUGAUGAAUCGUUGCCUUGAGUAUUUUUUCAAGGCAGCAAAUCUUCAUUUAGACCUCUCCUUCCCCCUUUGAAAUUUAACUGACCAAGGAACUUGCUUUUCUUUGUUCUGCGGAUACAAGCUUCAUUCCUUUCCCUCUGCAAGCCCUCAGGUUCCAUAAGGGAUGGUGCUGUUCCAGACCUGGUGCUCUUAUACCCUGAAACAGAGAGAGCUUGGUAGAUUUCAUCUGCUCCUUUAAAAGGCUAGUUUGAGUUUACCCCCAAACACUGAGGUUCCCUUAAGCAGAGGGCUUGAUCGCUUCCUAGGCUGUAGGGGUUUAACAGGAGUAAUCUGUCUUGGAACAGAAUAGCCCCUUUUCUUGCACUGCAACCCCCCAUUCAGCAUGUAUUUCCUCAGUCUGGUUGGGAUAGUCAAAAAACCUAGGGGGCUAGGUACCACUGGAAGUCACAAUCUGUACCCACAACUGCUGUGAAGAGGGCUGUUACCAUUUCUGGGGGACAUAAUGCACGCUCAGAAUUAACACAAGGAAGGACAAAAUACACACUGUUAGUAUUAGGGCCACAGAGAGUCCAUAGGAGAUGGCUCUGAAGACUAAUAAGGGAUGUACCAAACCAUAUGCUAAUAUUCAUUAUAAUCCUCCCAUCACCAUGGAAUGCUGGUUCUUGAAUUGAGCUUUCCAGGAAGGAGUUUCGUCAUUUUUAUGACUGGUUCGCUAACUGCCCUGGGACACAUCAGGCUUCUGUUGCUGUCUCUGUGAGGCUCCCCCUCCUGUCUGUGUGCCGUUCCGAUUCCUUAACCACAACAGCAGAUGCGAUCAGCCAUCCAAACAAACUCACUCCCCAUCACUGUUCUCAGUAUAGGUUUUGGUGGGUUGGGAGUGGGUGGCAUCUGCAUUUUUGUGCCCUUAGGGCUCGUGUAACUCUCCUGUGCUCAUCAGCUACAGCAAUCCCAGCAGACCUGGGGCCCGGCUGUUUCUCUGCUGAGCAUUUAAGGCUUUUCCUAUUUGUUGCUGCUGUAGUGGGGAGGGAGGGGAAGGGGAUACUGCCUUUGGAAAUCAGUGACACUAAUGUUUUUCCCCCUCCAGAAAUAAUAAAAGCAAUUGACCGCCCUUAAAUAGAAGUGUUUGGUGCGAGUUUUCAGAUCCCUACAGUAAAUAUAGUGUGUGUGUGUGUGUGUAUGUAUAUAGUAUGUUUUACUUGUGUUUUAAAAGAAGUAACAUUGAAUAAAGGUGACAUCUUCCCAUCAAUCUGCUCUGUGUAGAGGACAGGGUCAGGGAAAUAGAUGGCUCCGAGUGAGAGAUGCUCCUUCUAUGCUGGUCUCUGCUGUCUCUGAUUGCUUGGUUGCUAAAUUGCCUUGCUACUCACACACACUUCUUCCACCUCUGGCAUCAGUUCAGCCCUUUCCCCUGAGUUUAUUGCUGCUGAUCAGCCAUGUGGCCUGCAGGGGAGGAACUGUCCUAUUGAGAAAUCAGAGCAGGGUUCUGUCCCUUCCAGAAGAGCUUUAUACAGGUGCAUUUCCCCCCAGCAGGACCCCAAAAGGGUUGUUUGUUACUAAGUGGCAGCCAAGGAUUCCAGCAGCUUGAGCGUCCUCAGGCUAUGUCUACACUACAGCUGGAUCGAUGCACCGGGGGUCGAUUUAGCGGGUCUACUAGACCCGCCAAAUCGACCCCAGAUCACUCUCCGGUCAACUCCGGUACUCCACCCCGAACGAGAAGAGUAAGGUAAGUCGACUGGAGAGUGUCUCCCAUUGACCCAGCGUGGUGUAGACACCGCAGUAAGUCGACCUAAGUUACAUCAACUCCAGCUAUGUUUUUCAUGUAGCUGGAAUAGCGUAACUUAGGUUGACUUACUGCAGUAGUGUAGACAUAGCCUCAGUGUGGUGUCUGGGCCAGCCUAAGAUAUUGGCCAGCAGGAGCUAUUAAAACUUGAUCAGCACUUUCCGCUCAGAGCAGAGACCACAGGGUGUUUUAUGUAUCUGAACCGUGUGAAGACUAGCUGAUCACAUCACUCCGCACUGGCUAGCCACAACUGGUGUCGCCCAUAUGGCCGUCAGCUCAGGUGGUCAUUGGUAUCCAUGCCAUCCUCUCUCUCUCUCUGUCAGCCACUGACCUGAAAAUCCAACCCCCUUUCCAUUACUGCAGCCUUGGACACCUGCUACUAUUGCUUUUCAGUCUGUCUUUGAACUUCCUUCUGCUUGAAAGCCUGUGGAGGAGUAUAGACAGCAAUAAUCUCCCCUUCACUGAAUAGAGCAGGAGCCGAUGCAACACACCCUUCUGAACACAAGAGGGAGCUCAGAAGUGGGAGUAGAGGAGAGAGUAAGCUGGGGAAAGCUGUUCCAUUCCUCCUGUCCUAGUCUCAGGUAUGUACUGCAUUUACUCCUGUUCUCAACUCAAGUUGACGUGGAAUCGCUUUCCCAGCCUCUGCUGUGUCUUCAGGGGAGUAAAAGCUUGUAUACAGAUACGGACUUUAUCGCUCCAGGUGGUCCAAAGUGGUUGGGUUGGAGGUAAUGGGGAGAAGGUCUGGACUCCCAUAGUCCUGCCCACUUUCUCUCCCUAUCCCUCACUGCUGUGUGUAGAAUAUGUAAAUGCUAAGGGUAAAAUCCAUGCCUCAUUGAAAUCAAUUGGGAGUUUUCCCAUUCACCUCAGUGGGGCCAGGAUUUUACCUUCAAUAUUUUAAUAUGGGACUACCAACAGAUAAGCAGUCUCCUGUCCCAGUGUAUUUGAAGAGUGGGUAAGGAAAGGUCUGCAACAGUCAUUUACUCUCGGCAUUGGUAGACUGAGCAUCAGCUGCCGAUGAAUCCUGUGGAAUAGAAAGAGCCAAGGCUGUAAUGCCUUGUAAGAGAGCACUGCAGUGCAGCUGGAAUGUGCUGCUUCGCUGAGCUAUUAGCUGGGUAUUGCUGAGGUCUCUUGAACUUCCUUGCUCCUAUGGAAGCCAGCUCUGUUUACAUCCCUGGAAGGAACAAGAAGCUGUAAAACGGUUGAGUGGAGUAGACUCUUAGGUCAGGAUUGUGUGUUAAUGGGCCAGUGGCCUCUGUCUUGGAUGUUACAACAAGAUUGUUGCUGAAGAUUUCAUUCUGUACUGAAUCUGCCAAGCAGAGGAGUUUGUCACUGGCCAUGGGACACGUCUCUUCCGCUGUGUCUUAACGCUUUGGCUUCCCCUUUGUCCACACAAACAGGACAAGAGGGGAUUUGAUUUAGUACACUAGUUUUGUGGUCGUUGUAGCAAUCAUUUGAAGUACACGGAGUUCAAAAGUAUGCUGCUCAGAUCCCAGUGUGACAGUUCAACCUGCUCCUGGCCCUCUGAUCAUCUAGCCUGUGUGGGGAGCCGAAGGACAGGCCUUUUAUAAUAGCUGGCUCUUACGGCACCCUUCAUCCUAAUAACACAAGAGUUUCCCAAAGGUGGUUAGUGCUGCUUUCACUUUCUCUGCCUUCUCGAACAUAGCACAUCCAACACUGGAAUAGAGACACAGAGGUGAAGUGACUUGCAGUGAUCACACAGCAAGUCCCUUCCUAGUCCUCUGCUCUAUUAGACCUGCUACUGCCUCCUAUCAGGGUAAAACUAUCGAAACACCUGUUUGUUUGCUGCACUUGCUGAGGCUUAAUGGCUCAUCAGUCCCUUCCUUUGCCAGCGGCAAAGAUUAAUGCAUUCUGCUGGUCUCUGCACUUGGGCUGGACCUGGCACUGUCUGUCACGCAGGUCACUGCUCUCCAAUCUGUGCAAUGACUGCCUAUUUCUUCUUAACCAUAAUGGAGUUGGACAAAUCCCUUCUCCCUGGCCUGCUGCUUUCACAGCUCCUCCCAUGCCCAGUCUGACCGAGCUGCCUUCACCCCAUGUAAUCCAUUGAUAACACCAAUUAAAUUAAAAGGAGGCAUUAGCCCUUUUGCCAGGGAGACGGAAGAACGGGGGGGGGGGGGGGUCAGGGGGCAGAAAGUAUGCCACGGUGUUUGUUGUGGGUGUUUACCUGCUGACCUUCUAUCUCCUAUCCAAUCGGCACAAGAUUAGUUUACUCAGACCCAGUCUGAACACAUGGUUGGCCCGGUUAAACUAACAGGGUAAUGGGGUUUUUGUAUGGCUUAUACCUGGUUUAUAUCAGCUUAGCUAGUAUCAGUAAAUGCACAGGUACAAGUGAAGCGGAGAGAAGCCGUUCUAGACGGCUGUGAGAAAGGGCCUGCACAAAAAGUUGCACUAGUUUAACUAAACAGAUUGAAUUUAAGCCAGCACAGCCGCUUGUGGCUGAGCACUCGGUGAUCAUUUAUCCCGGUGACAGCUGUAUCUUAGCCUAAUAACUCCUUGGUAUUGGAUCGCUGUAUAAUUCAAUCCAGGCAACAGGUAUGUGUAAAAACCACUCGGGAGCGUCCUUCCCCCGGGUCCGAUCAGCUGUGAGGUAGUUGUGCCCAGAGGGAUUCAAAAUGACCCUGCCCUUGUAACUGGCUGCUGGGGAGGAAGAGGGGACUAGGAAGGUGGCUGCAAGUGCUCCCUGCCAUCGCUGUAGCAGGCCCAGUGUCAUGGGCAGGAUGAGAACCAGGAGCUGGUUUGCUUUUCAGAGGCUCGUUCACCUGCACAUCCACCAAUGGAUAUAUGCCAUCAUGUGCCAGCAAUGCCCCUCUGCCAUGUACAUUGGUCAAACUGGACAGUCUCUACGUAAAAGAAUAAAUGGACACAAAUCAGAUGUCAAGAAUUAUAACAUUCAAAAACCAGUCGGAGAACACUUCAAUCUCUCUGGUCACGCGAUUACAGACAUGAAAGUUGCGAUAUUACAACAAAAAAACUUCAAAUCCAGACUCCAGCGAGAGACUGUUGAAUUGGAAUUCAUUUGCAAAUUGGAUACAAUUAACUUAGGUUACCUUGCAUGACUUAGCCACUCCCAGUCUCUAUUCAAGCCUAUUUCCCCUUGUUUUUUCCUCCCUCCCUCCCCCCCCCCAUGUUCUUGUUAAACCCUGGAUUUGUGCUGGAAAUGGCCCACCUUGAUUAUCAUACACAUUGUAAGGAGAGUGAUCACUUUAGAUAAGCUCGUACCAGCAGGAGAGUGGGGUGGGGGGAGAGAAAACCUUUUGUAGUGAUAAACACCCAUUUUUUCAUGCUUUGUGUAUAUAAAAACAUCUUCUGUAUUUUUCACAGUAUGCAUCCGAUGAAGUGAGCUGUAGCUCACGAAAGCUUAUGCUCAAAUAAAUUGGUUAGUCUCUAA